AUGUCUGACAAUCCCAGUGUGCCUGAGAUUGAGAAACUCAUGAAGUCGAAAUUGAAGAAGACAGAAAGACAAGAGAAAAAUCCACCGUCUUCAAAAGAAACGAUUGAACAGGAGAAGCAAGCAAGUGAGUUGUAA
Lynx canadensis (Canada lynx) is the source of this 135-nucleotide messenger RNA. Its product is annotated as thymosin beta-4, Y-chromosomal-like. The record is from RefSeq and is a predicted model, not a curated record. The transcript has a single exon. Gene Ontology annotation, cellular component: cytoplasm. Lineage: Eukaryota; Metazoa; Chordata; Mammalia; Carnivora; Felidae. Gene Ontology annotation, molecular function: actin monomer binding. Gene Ontology annotation, biological process: actin filament organization; regulation of cell migration. The coding region runs from base 1 to 135 and encodes 44 amino acids.